This is a messenger RNA of Medioppia subpectinata, 1362 nucleotides long. Lineage: Eukaryota; Metazoa; Arthropoda; Arachnida; Sarcoptiformes; Oppiidae. The record is from the annotation of a GenBank genome assembly.
UUGGAUUUAGUUUUGCGCGAAAGGGAUGCUUUCAAACUGGAGAUUGAUUCGCAGCGCGAAGAAUACGAAGAGAUUCUGGACAACGAGCGCAAGAAAUUGACCGCCGCUGAGACACAACUGGCAAACGAUCGCAAAAUGUAUCGCGAAUUGGAGGACAAGAUCUCCACUCAGGAACAGAGCCUCUACUCUAACGAUGAGGUGAUUGUCGCUCUGGACUCGAAGAUUAGUCAUUUGGAGGAACAGCUAAUAGCGAUCAAAGAGGAAGCGGCCAAACAUAUCACAACAAUCGGUAAUCUAAAGGACCAGAACUCGAAACUGACGCACGGUUUCCAGCAAUCGGUCGAAAAGGUGGACGAAUUGGAGGAACGAAUCGAGUCAUUACACACUCAGUUGGAUGUAAGAGAGGAUGAGAUUAACCGCGAAAAGGGAGCGUAUAUUCAACAGUUGGCGCAGCAGAAGAAGGCCAUCGAUCACCUCCAGGACACCAACGACUCGCUCAUGAAGCAAAAGAAGUUUGUACCGAAUAGUCCGCGUCAGCCUAACUGUCCGCUCGAAAUGAAUGAUUUAUACAAAUCGUUAGCCGAAGAGAAGUCUAAUAACAGAAGACUUGUCGAUGAGAUACAGAGACUGAAAGGCGACGCAAACUAUUUUAAAAAUGAAGUGUUUCAAUUAAAGAAUUCUAUAAAAUUCGAUGAUUUGAGUGUUAAGUCCAAUGAUUCCAACGAACAUGUGUUUCGAAAGCCAUUAUUCUGUGCCGAAAACAAGAAACACGUCAACCAAAGAGUGGAAAAUCGACUUCACAGCACUCCGGCGACGGCCGCCCCUCCGCCCGACAACUGGUCACUCGGCUCACAGCGAAUGCAUCACAACAUUCCGCACCGCUUUGUCGAGACGACCAAUAAAUUGCCAAACAAUAAGUGUGUUUCUUGUGCGGAGACCAUACACUUCGGUCGCAAAGCCGUCAAAUGCAGUGAAUGCGGGGCAACCACUCACGCCAAGUGCUCACUAAAGUUGCCAAACAAUUGCGGACUACCGGUGCAAAUGAUGCAACAGCUGUUCCACAGCAGUUACGAUGUAAACGAGAAUCAGUUGGCGGACGCCUAUUACCAAACACAACGUAUCGAUGAUGUGAUAAACGUGGAACCGCUGGAACCGUCGGCCCCCGAAGAGACCUUUGUUAAGUACGACGACAAUUCAGACUCUUCCGGGACAACCGACAACAACGAGCCCGACAACGGGGCUGUCCUGACCGACGUGUUGGACGCCGACUAUCGCGAGAUUCAAGAUAUUUGUGAUAAAGAGAACGAUGGCUUCUCUUUCACCGAUUCUAUGCUCGAAGUGUUGGACAGAGAAUACAAAUAA